Molecule: messenger RNA, 662 nt
Organism: Astrephomene gubernaculifera
Lineage: Eukaryota; Viridiplantae; Chlorophyta; Chlorophyceae; Chlamydomonadales; Astrephomenaceae
Source: the annotation of a GenBank genome assembly
CCUAGGUCGUGUAACUUCGCAUCAAUAACCAUGGGCAAGGCGUCGAAGGAUAAACGUGACAUUUUCUAUCGUAAAGCAAAGGAGGAGGGAUGGCGUGCCCGGAGUGCGUAUAAGCUGCUACAAAUAGAUGAGGCGUUUGAAAUUUUUACAGGAGUUAAACAUGCAGUGGAUUUAUGCGCUGCACCGGGCAGCUGGAGUCAGGUGCUGAGUCGGCAGCUCUACCUGCCCGCGCUGCGCUCCGGCGACCCGCAGCCGCCCACCAUCGUUGCGGUGGACCUGCAGCCCAUGGCGCCCAUCGAGGGGGUCAUACAGCUGCAGGGGGACAUUACCAGCGAGGCCACGGCGCGGCAGGUGAUCUCCCACUUCCACGGCCACCCGGCUGAUCUGGUGGUGUGCGACGGAGCGCCCGAUGUGACCGGACUGCAUGACCUGGAUGAAUACGUACAGGCCCAGCUGCUGCUGGCCGCCGCCUCGAUCGUAUGUGCCGUGCUACGACCCGGAGGGACCUUUGUGGCCAAGAUCUUCAGAGGCAAGGACGUCGCUCUGCUCUACAGCCAGCUCAAGCUGCUCUUCCCGGAGGUGUACGUUGCCAAGCCCAAGUCCUCCCGCAACUCCUCCAUAGAGGCGUUCGUGGUGUGCCGCCGCUUCGCGCCGCCCGCCGG